Echinococcus granulosus is the source of this 1701-nucleotide messenger RNA. RefSeq names its product Tubulin alpha-1 chain. Bases 1 to 1701 code for a protein of 566 amino acids. Gene Ontology annotation, cellular component: cytoplasm; microtubule. The record is from RefSeq and is a predicted model, not a curated record. The transcript has 6 exons. Gene Ontology annotation, molecular function: structural constituent of cytoskeleton; GTP binding. NCBI's taxonomy places the organism in Eukaryota, Metazoa, Platyhelminthes, Cestoda, Cyclophyllidea, Taeniidae. Gene Ontology annotation, biological process: microtubule cytoskeleton organization; mitotic cell cycle.
AUGAUUUGGUCCGUCCCUGCAGACCCAAGAUUCACCACGUGUCGCGCACGGCCGUUCCGCAGCCUUGUCGGCAGUCCAUGUGACAGGGCAAAGUUCAAACCCGGAAAAUCAAUCCCAGACUACUUUCUCCUACGGCGUGCGCACAUUGGUUGGACCCCGAGAAUGCCGCUCGGCGAAGUAAUCAGCGUAUUCGCAGGCCAGUGCGGAACGCAGGUCUCCCAGGCCGUGUGGGAAUUAAUGGCCGUGGAGCACGGUGUCGGUCCCGAUGGCAUGCUGAUCGAUCCCUCGGCCGAGACCGACUACGACAAACAGUCGGGCAACGUCUUCUUCAUGGUCGACAAUAAGGAUCGCUACGUUCCACGCACCACUAUCGUUGACACUGAACCCACCGUUAUUGAUGAAGUUCGUUGUGGACUGUACCGAACAAUGUUUAAUCCACGUGGUCUGAUCAGUGGAUUGGAGGAUAUGGCAAACAACUUUGGCCGUGGCUACUAUGGUGUUCCACAAACGUUGAUCGAUGCAACCAUCAAUUCUAUUAGAAAAGAGGUUGAACACACUGAUCUUUUGCAAGCCAUUCUCUUCUGCCAUGCUUAUGGCGGCGGUACGGGUGGUGGAACAGCCUGUCGCAUCGCCGAAUUAAUGGACACGGAGUUUAUGAAGAUACCCAAAAUCGAAAUCGCCGUGUUCCCAGACCACCAGAAGUCCUGUUGUGUCGUGGAGCCCUACAAUGCAAUCCUCUGUUGCAGCACCCUCGACGAUAUCAGCACUUUCUCCGUGUUGUGUGAAAAUGAAGCCCUAACGGAUAUCUGCACAAAGAAAUUGGGUAUCGAAAGACCGGCCUUCUCUCAUCUCAACCGUGUUAUCGCUCAGGCAACUAGUGGCUUCACCGCGACCCUAAGACAUGAGGGACCAGUGACAGCUUCAUUGCUACAAUUACAAACCAAUCUUGUUCCCUUUCCUCGUCUACGUUACCUACAACUUGGAAUUGCACCGCUCUGCACCGCCGAUGUAAUGUCGCAUGAGGCUUUUACAGUGCCUGAGCUGACGUUAAAGUGCUUCGAGAAGGAGAACCAGAUGAAUACUUGCGACCCUAAGAAUUCUGUGAUGAUGGCGUGCGCUCUGCUGUAUCGCGGUGAUGUACCAAUUAAGGAGAUAACAGACAGCAUUGAGAUCUUCAAGAAGCGCUCGAUUGUAGGCCUAGUCGAUUGGUGCCCCACAGGCUUCAAGGUAGGCGUGGUAGAGCGACCUCCUGCGGUGGUAAAACAGAGUGGCUUGGGCAAGACAUGUCGACAGCUGACAGCCGUCUACAACUCUACACUUGUUAUUGAACCGUUCAAAUGUAUCCUCCACCGAUUCAGCACUCUCCUCGCCAAGAAGGCCUUUGUUCACUGGUUCCUCCAGGAAGGCAUGGAGGAGGCCGAGUUCUGCGAGUGUGCUGACGACGUACAGGCCAUAAUGAACGACUAUAUCUUCAUUGAGAACUGUUUCAACACCGGGGCAGAAUGUGCGGAGCCGCCAACAGUUGACAGGCGAUUCAAUAACCCCUGUCGUGGAGAAGAGGAGGAAGAAGAAGAAGAAGAAGAAUGCGCCGCUGAGGAUUGUAUGAACUGUGAUCUCGAUGACAUGUUUGACGACGAAGACGACGGGUGUGAUGAUGAUUGCGGUGAGAAUGAAGGAAAAAAUGGGGUGUGCAACUUAUAG